This is a messenger RNA of Cooperia oncophora, 2185 nucleotides long. Lineage: Eukaryota; Metazoa; Nematoda; Chromadorea; Rhabditida; Trichostrongylidae. The record is from the annotation of a GenBank genome assembly.
CUUUGUGGGAGAUGAAGAUCUGCUUGAGAUUAUGGGUAAUAGCAAGGAUAUCACACGUCUACAAAAGCAUCUCAAAAAGAUGUUCGCUGGUGUUACAGCCAUCGAUGUUGGAGAGGAGGAUCGCAUAAUUACUGCACUUCACAGCCGCGAAGGUGAGAGAGUGGAUCUUGUUCAACCCGUCCAUACGAAAGAUGUUCGUAUAAAUGAUUGGUUGAAAGCACUGGAAGCUGAAAUGAAGCAUACUUUGGCUAGGCUUUUGGGUCAGUCGCUGAUACAUUUCUCAAAGUUGGAUAUUGAUACGGUAAAUCCUGAUGAGUACAUGGAAUGGCUGGACAAAUAUCCGGUGCUGAAAGAUCAGCCACCAAUUAGAAGAAAGAAGAUUGAGGCAUUGAUUACGGAAUUUGUACACAAAAGGGAUACCUGCAGAAGACUCGCGGCCGAUGAAGUGAAGAGCCAGACCGAUUUUGGCUGGUUGCAGUGCAUGCGGUUCUACUUCGAUCCGAAACAGCCUGAUGCAGCUCGUUGUUGUGUCGUGAAAAUUGCAAAUGCCCAGUUCUAUUAUGGAUUUGAGUAUCUGGGAAUUCAAGAAAGACUUGUUCGUACACCACUUACAGACCGUUGUUAUUUGACGAUGACGCAGGCUUUGCACUCCAGGCUCGGUGGUUCUCCAUUCGGUCCAGCCGGUACAGGAAAAACCGAGUCCGUUAAGGCACUUGGUCAUCAGCUUGGGCGAUUUGUAUUGGUGUUCAACUGUGACGAAACGUUCGAUUUCCAAGCCAUGGGUCGUAUUUUGGUCGGUCUGUGUCAAGUUGGUGCCUGGGGAUGCUUUGACGAGUUCAAUCGUUUGGAAGAGCGUAUGCUGUCUGCUGUAUCGCAGCAGAUUCAGACUAUACAGGAGGCUGUCCGUGCAGGUGGUGAAAUGACAGUUGACUUGGUUGGAAAACGACUGAAUGUGAAUCCUAAUAUUGGUAUCUUCAUCACCAUGAAUCCUGGUUAUUCUGGAAGAUCAAAUUUGCCGGACAACUUGAAACAGUUGUUCCGAAGCUUGGCCAUGACCCAACCUGAUCGCCAGCUCAUCGCCCAAGUUAUGCUGUUCUCGCAAGGGUUCCGUACUGCUGAGGUCCUUGCGAACAAGAUUGUUCCGUUGUUCAUCCUUUGUAAAGAGCAGCUAUCGUCUCAAUGUCACUACGAUUUUGGCCUUCGUGCGUUGAAGUAUGUGCUUGUAUCGGCAGGAAAUGUCAAGCGUGAUAAGCUCGCUAAGAUGGGAUCAGCAGCAUUGGAAGAUGUGGCUGAGCAACAGAUGCUUAUCCAAUCCGUUUGCGAGACGUUGGUGCCAAAACUUGUGAGCGAAGAUAUUGCCCUGCUCUUCUCGCUGCUAUCCGACGUCUUCCCAUCGAUUCACUAUACACCAAACCAGAUGGUCGAGUUACGUCAGCAUGUGGCUCAAGUAUGCGACGAGCUCAUGCUCUGUCAUGCCGAUGUCACCGGUGAACUGGGAGCUGCAUGGAUUGAAAAAGUACUGCAGCUUUAUCAGAUCACCAACCUCAACCAUGGUCUUAUGCUUGUCGGUCCAAGUGGUAGUGGAAAAACCAGCGCUUGGAAGGUGCUGCUGAAAGCACUGGAACGGUUCGAGAAGAUCGAAGGAGUGGCCCAUGUCAUCGAUGCGAAGGCGAUGAGCAAAGAUGCUCUGUAUGGUGUGCUUGAUCCGAAUACACGUGAAUGGACGGAUGGAUUGUUCACGUCGGUCAUCAGAAGAAUAAUUGAUAACGUCCGUGGCGAAAGCGAAAAACGUCAAUGGAUUAUUUUCGACGGUGAUGUGGAUCCGGAAUGGGUUGAAAAUUUGAACUCAGUACUCGACGACAACAAAUUGCUUACCUUGCCCAAUGGAGAGCGUCUUGCGAUCCCACCAAAUGUACGCAUUAUAUUCGAAGUCGCUGAUCUGAAAUACGCUACCUUGGCUACGGUAUCGCGUUGCGGUAUGGUAUGGUUCAGUGAUGAGGUCAUAACAACUGAAAUGAUGUUUGAACACUACCUGGCUCGCUUACGCAACGUUUCUAUUGAAAGUGACGCAGUGAUUGCCGAAGAUGCAGCUCCUACUCGAUCAGUGACCAUUCAAAGGCAGUGUGCUGCUUCACUUCAGUCGCAUUUCUCUCCAGGUCUGAACUUAAUUGAUACUAGGCUUUGA